AUCAACCGGAUAGUCCAUAUUUAAAUCGUACUAUAUAAGCCACCCCACGGUAGAGAUGGCACUGCAUUAGUUCUUCUGACUUGGAGGAGAUUGGAGUUAGAGUGAGGUUUUUUGUUUUCGGUUGCUGUCACCGCCGUAGAAUGAAGUGUUUUAUUUUGUUGGCACUGGUGGGUUGUGCCUUGGCGCAGAACGAGAAGGUCAGGUUCAACGACGGCAAGUACUACCCGGAGUACUUUGGUAACGCUGGCCGUUACAACCCUGCCAACGACGGCAAGUACCGACCGGACAACAGCGGAGCCUACCGACCGGAUGACUCUGGCAAAUACAGCGGCAAAUAUGUUCCCUACGUCGAUGGCAAAUACGGUGUUGGUGGACAGGGCGGAGCUGGAGGUGCUGGAUCCGGAUUUGGCGGCCAGGGCGGACAAGGAGGACAAGGAGGUGCCGGCAAGGGUUCCGGAGUAGGAAACCGUUUCGGAGGUGCUGGAGCUGGAGCUGGAGCCGGUUCCGGCGCUGGCCAGAAGGUCGUUGCCACCGUUAUCACCCCACCCAAGAAGUCCCCCAAGAUCCAGUCGUCGUCCUCGUCCGGCGCCGGCAGCGGCUUCGAUCGCAUCAAGGAACAGGUCAAGCAGUACAACGAUGAUGGCUACUACUACCGUUACCUGACCGAGCAGGACGCCCAGGUCGCCGAAACUGGACGCAUCGAGGACCGCAACACCGACAGCGAAACGCUCCGUGCCAAGGGCUUCUACGAGUACGUUGGUGAUGAUGGCGUCCGGUACCGUGUGGACUACAACGCUGACGAGAACGGAUUCGUGCCCCGUGGUGCCCAUCUGCCGACGCCACCCCCGAUCCCGGAGGCUAUCCUGCGAGCUCUCGAGUACGUGCGAAACCUGCAGCAAAAAAUGAAGUGCUUGAUCGUGUUUUCGCUGGUCGUCGUGGGCUGUGCGCUGGCCCAGAACUUCAACGAUGGACGCUACUAUCCGGAACAGUUCGCUGGCCGGUACGACGACGGAAAGUACCGUCCGGAUGGCAGUGGCCUGUACCGUGGACAGGACGAUGGCAAGUACCGCGGUGGUCAGGGAAGUCGUGGAGGAUCAGGAUCGGGCUCUGGUAACCGUUUCGGAUCGGGAUCCAGCUCCGGCUCUGGUUCCGGCAACCGCUUCGGAGGUGGUGCCCCCGUCAAGGUGAUCCCAGCCCCAGCUCAAGUGUUCGCCCCGGUUGCCCCGGCCAAGCGAUUCGGAGGUAACUCGGGAGCCUCGGGUGACCAGAUUGGAAUCAAGGAGCAGACCCGUGAGCUGAACGAGGACGGCUACUUCUACCGGUUCCUGAACGAGAACAACAUCGAGGUGGCCGAAUCGGGCCGCAUCGAGAACCGUGGUAGCGACAACGAGGUGCUCCGUGCCAAGGGCUUCUACGAGUACAUUGGAGAUGAUGGUGUCCGUUACCGCGUGGACUACAUCGCCGACGAGAACGGUUUCCAGCCGACGGCCGACCAUCUGCCGACUCCGCCGCCAAUCCCGGAGGAGAUCCUCCGUUCCCUGGAAGCGCUGCGACAGUAAUGAUGUCCACAUCACUUUGCUCGAAGAGAUUUGAGGGAAACUGUCGAAGAAAAAGCAAAAAGGUGACCUGACUGUGUUCGUGAUUACACAAAGUUAUGCGUAACAUUUAGAGUAAUAAAGUACAAACGAUUAAUUUUUACAACAAA
This is a messenger RNA of Culex pipiens pallens (northern house mosquito), 1705 nucleotides long. Its product is annotated as pupal cuticle protein 36-like. Gene Ontology annotation, cellular component: chitin-based extracellular matrix. The transcript is spliced from 7 exons. Bases 141 to 1559 code for a protein of 472 amino acids. The record is from RefSeq and is a predicted model, not a curated record. Gene Ontology annotation, molecular function: structural constituent of chitin-based larval cuticle. Lineage: Eukaryota; Metazoa; Arthropoda; Insecta; Diptera; Culicidae.